GUUCGUGAGCCCAGUCCGAUGUAAUCCACAGUACUUGAUAGUGCACUUGAAAUGCAAGUUAGGGCAACAUUUUCGGGCAGAGUGUCAUCUUCCGAGCCUCUCUUUCGAUGCAUCCACCGUCUCACCCUCCACUCGUCGCCGACAUGAUAAACCGAACUGAAAGCGCGCAGUGCGAUCCGAGCGUCGACCCCUGCCGACAGCUCUUCAACAUCCUCUGGGGAUGUCUCGCGACGAUAUUCGCCUGCGUGUGGGUCUCCGUGCACCCGAACGUCCCACCGUCAAACCAGGGCGCAAUCCGGGCUUUCUGGUCGAGGCUCAAGAUCAUGCUCAUCGCCGUGAUUGCCCCGGAGAUCGUCGUCGUAUUUGCCGCACGGCAGUUCCUCGCUGCGCGUCAGUUCGCGAACGAGCACGGCGUCUCGAUGGCGCAUGGAUUCUUCUUCGCGAUGGGCGGAUUCGUGGAUGUGGACCGACGCCCCAUAUUCACGAACGAAUCCUUGGAGCAGGCGGAUGUGCUCAAUGCUAUCAGGGCGGUGCGCGUGGCCGACAUCGAAGACAAGAGCAAGGGUGAUGCUUUCUCCAAGGGCAUCGCGUUGCUUCAGGGAUUGUGGUUCAUUGUCCAGUGCAUCGCGAGGACCGCGCAGGGUCUCCCGGUCUCGGAGCUGGAGGUCUCGACGCUCGCAUUCGCCAUUCUGAAUAUCUUCAUGUGGGCACUCUGGUGGCACAAACCCCUCGGCGUACAAGAGGGGAUCGUCCUCAUGAAUGUCAAAGCCAGCUCUGUGGGGAAGGGUACAAAGCAGGACGUCAAACGACGUCCACCCCGCCGCUCGAUAUCCCGGUGGUUUGAGGAACGAUUGGCUGAAUUCGGGGGUGUAUUUGUCGGUGACUAUUGGGACUACUUUCAGGUCGUGGAGGAUCUCCAAUCGGUGCCCAUGUUCUGGUCGACCGACGCGGACGACAUCGACGUCCCGAUCUACGGAAGAAUGGCCAUCGGCGGACUCGGCUUUCUCGCCGAAGCAUUCUUUGGCCUCGUCUUUGGUACAAUCCACUGCGCGGCGUGGAAUAGUCAUUUCCCUUCUGUGGCAGAGAAGUUGUUGUGGAGGGUCUGCUCGAUUAUAAUUGCCGUGACCCCCUUGAGCUUGGUCGGCUCUGUGGGACUUGUAAACAUGCUGCCUCUUGUUGGGGAUCUUCCAUAUAUGCCGAUUCCAGUGGCAUGUGCUGUGUUAUAUCUAUUGGCUCGGCCUGUGCUGAUCGCCUUAACGUUCACGACCCUUCGGCAUCUGCCAGCGGGGGCUUUCUAUGAUAUAAAUUGGACAGGUUUUCUCCCUCAUUUAUCGUAGAGCUCGUCGUAAACUAGUCUUUCAUCGGAAUCCAUAAUUUCAC
This is a messenger RNA of Mycena citricolor, 1380 nucleotides long. The record is from the annotation of a GenBank genome assembly. NCBI's taxonomy places the organism in Eukaryota, Fungi, Basidiomycota, Agaricomycetes, Agaricales, Mycenaceae.